CUCCAGGCUGCAGCUUUUUUGGGGUUGCAUCUUUGCUGCUGCUGCUGGCUGGGGGUCCGGUCGCCAGUGUAGGACCAUACUGAAACUUUUACUGCCAGAGUGACAAAGGAAGCCUGAUAGUUUGUCACCACUUCAAGCCCAAGAAGUUAACCUGACAGCAGAUAAACCGUGGGCCAAAAAACCAUAAUGAAGGUUGUUCUUCUCGUUUAUGGUAUACCUCAGAACCAGAUUAGAGAAAACCUGAGGAUGUAAAUAUUGCCCCCACUAUUGGUUCCACUGACAUGUGUAAAGCUUCUGUGCGCUUGGAAGGAUCUGUCAUCAAUAGCCAGGCAGGGCAAGAAGCCCUCUCAGAUUUGAGGGGAGCCAUGAGCCGUUUCCUGAAUGUGUUACGAAGCUGGUUGGUGAUGGUGUCCAUCAUAGCCAUGGGGAACACGCUUCAGAGCUUCCGAGACCACACCUUUCUCUAUGAAAAGCUCUACACUGGCAAGCCAGACCUGGUGAAUGGCCUCCAAGCUCGGACCUUUGGGAUCUGGACGCUGCUCUCAUCAGUGAUCCGUUGCCUCUGUGCCAUCGACAUCCACAACAAGACGCUCUACCACAUCACGCUCUGGACCUUCCUCCUCGCCCUGGGGCACUUCCUCUCCGAGUUGUUUGUGUACGGGACCGCGGCUCCCACAGUCGGCGUCCUGGCACCCCUGAUGGUGGCAAGUUUCUCCAUCCUGGGUAUGCUAGUCGGGCUCCGGUACCUAGAAGCAGAACCCGUAUCCAGACAGAAGAAGAGAAACUGAGGCCAACAGUACCACCUCCGAGACUCCGUCUUCCACCGUUGCUGUCUUCUUCUGUCAUCCUCUCUGCGCUUUAAUUUCUUCUUUUCUGCUCCAUCGCCAGCCCCCUUUAUCCACUUCUAGCCUUUUACAUUUUGUUUGCUUUUGUUACAUUUAAACUUUUUAAAGCUGUCACAUGCGUACAGAAAAGCAUAUAACACGUAUGAAGAUGUACGAAUCAUUUAACAGUGACUCCUCUGUACUUCCAUCCAGAUCCAAACAUCGCCAGCACCUCAGCCCACUGUGCCCUUCCCACUCGCAGCCUCUCUGAGGAUCGCUUUUCCAGCCUCCUGCUUUUUUCAUUGUAUUUCCAUCCCUUGAUUUGACUUGUGUGGCGGGAACAAGUGGACCGUGAAACUUAAAAGCUGCUGCCUCGCCCAGAGCAGCUGCCGCCAAGGGCUGCUUCAAGGGGUUGUCCACGCACGCUGGGCUCCUCUCUGCCGCCGGACCCAAGACUCCAAACCAUCUGAGGGACGGGCAGUUCUCCUAAGAAGGGCUCCCCCGUGAGUGAGCAUGGCUUAUGUCCUUGUGUCUACGGAUGGAUUACAGUGGGAAGAGUCUGGGCUGUUUUUAGACCUUCUGGUCAGCUGUAUUUGUGUAAUGAAUUUUGUAAUAAACAGAAAAACCCUCUGCUCCGA
Messenger RNA from Eptesicus fuscus (big brown bat), 1462 nucleotides. It is a transcript of the gene ERG28, whose product is annotated as ergosterol biosynthesis 28 homolog. Gene Ontology annotation, molecular function: protein-macromolecule adaptor activity. Bases 282 to 788 code for a protein of 168 amino acids. Gene Ontology annotation, cellular component: endoplasmic reticulum; membrane. The transcript is spliced from 7 exons. NCBI's taxonomy places the organism in Eukaryota, Metazoa, Chordata, Mammalia, Chiroptera, Vespertilionidae. The record is from RefSeq and is a predicted model, not a curated record.